Lucilia cuprina (Australian sheep blowfly) is the source of this 467-nucleotide messenger RNA. RefSeq lists its product as uncharacterized. The record is from RefSeq and is a predicted model, not a curated record. NCBI's taxonomy places the organism in Eukaryota, Metazoa, Arthropoda, Insecta, Diptera, Calliphoridae. The transcript has 2 exons. Bases 68 to 364 code for a protein of 98 amino acids.
ACGAACAUGUCAAUCACUUAAAGUUAUUCUUACAGAAAACAACUUUACAAUCGAAAAACUCAUCAAAAUGUUCAAAUUUGUUGCUUUGGUUUUCGCUGCUCUCUUCGCCUUGGCUGCUGCCCGUCCCGGUUACUUGGCUUCGUCUCCCGUAGUCUACUCUUCUCAUUAUGUACAACCCGUCCACUAUUCAGUACCUGUUGUCAAGACUGUUGUUACCCCUGUAGUGCACACUUCCGUUGUACACACCCCCGUUGUCCACAAGACCGUUCUUACUCCAGUAGUCCACACUCCUGUAGUUCAUGCUUCUCCCUUGUACCACUCUGUACCCGUUGUUAAGAGUUACGCUCCCGCUUACGGUGUAUGAAAACAAUAAAUUAAUAUGUAAUUUAAAUAUUUAUUUAUUUAUGAAAAGUUAGGAAAAAAUUAUUUAAUAAAUACGAACAUCUUUUUGUAUACAAAGAAAUAUA